AUGAUACCCCGAUCAGCAUUACAGAGGCAGCUGUCCAGCUCAAUCUCCUCCACUUCUGCGCGUCGUGCCUUUUCUACCGCCCUAGCAGCACAGAAUGCCCGCGCCCCGACACCGGAGAACCCGCCCGCACGCCCGCACGGAAUCGACCCGCGAUGGCUCACUAUGAUGAAGCGCCGACUUGGGCGGUGUAUGAUGUUCGGUCUCAAGCCGAAUCAGAUUGACGAGGCGGGGAAUAUUCUGAACCAAUUGGCUAGGGAUUGGCGAGAAUUGAUUGCUGGCAGCGAGGGCUUCUUGACUGAUGAGAAGAGGCGGAGCUUGUAUCGCCAUAACGUGGUUUGGGGGGAGAUGGAUGUAUUCUGUCGAUUAGGAUGUCAUGGGCAUGUCAACAACGUCACCUAUGUUAGAUACGCCGAGUCUGCUCGAGUAAACUGGACACGGAACAUUGGAAAUCAUAUCGAUCCAGCAAACAAGAAACAAUGGCUUAAUCUUGUUAACUCAACUGGGAUCGGGCUCAUUCUGCGAAGUAUCAAAGUCGACUAUAAGUUUCCCAUGAAAUUCCCGGACAAGAUCACUGUCUACCAAAAGCUAGUGCACGAUCCGUCAUCGACACCGGCUGGGCAUUCUGCAUUCCAGCUCCAGGUAAUGAUCCUGUCGGAAGCUCGCCAACGUCCUGCGGCUCGCUGCCACGAGGAAAAUGUCACGUAUGACUAUAAGAAAAACCAAAAGACCCCCGAGCUGCCGGCUUUCAUUUUUGAUCAGUUCAAGGAAAUCUGGGAACUGCAGGAGAAAGCCAAACAGGAUUGGCAGAAGCGUAUCCUGGAAAUCGAGAACCGAGUCCGGACCCUGGAAACCGACAGCUGGGAUCGUGCAGACGCGGUUGAAGAUACUGGUUCUGCGAAGCAAUAA
Penicillium atrosanguineum is the source of this 906-nucleotide messenger RNA. Its product is annotated as thioesterase family protein. The transcript is spliced from 4 exons. Gene Ontology annotation, molecular function: fatty acyl-CoA hydrolase activity. The coding region runs from base 1 to 906 and encodes 301 amino acids. The record is from RefSeq and is a predicted model, not a curated record. NCBI's taxonomy places the organism in Eukaryota, Fungi, Ascomycota, Eurotiomycetes, Eurotiales, Aspergillaceae.